Molecule: messenger RNA, 4754 nt
Organism: Pseudopipra pipra
Lineage: Eukaryota; Metazoa; Chordata; Aves; Passeriformes; Pipridae
Gene: UHMK1
Product: U2AF homology motif kinase 1
Exons: 8
Coding region: 99-1382 (427 amino acids)
Biological process (GO): positive regulation of translational initiation; regulation of protein export from nucleus; peptidyl-serine phosphorylation
Cellular component (GO): neuronal ribonucleoprotein granule; nucleus
Molecular function (GO): RNA binding; protein serine/threonine kinase activity; ATP binding
Source: RefSeq, a predicted model, not a curated record
GCCGGAGCGCGGCCGCGGCCGGGGACGGGGCCGGGGCGGCCCGCGGGGCAGCGGCGGAGCGGCGGCGGCGGGAUGGUGAUGUGAGGCGGCGCGGAGCCAUGUCGGGGUGCGCGUGGGGCGCGGCGCCGCCGCUGCUGGAGGCGCUGGGCCGGCUGUGGGAGGUGCAGGCGCCGCUGGGCAGCGGCUCCUCGGCCUCGGUGUACCGGGUGCGCUGCUGCGGGGACCCGCGGGCCCCCCCCGGCGCCGUCAAGGAGUUCGUGCCGCCCCCGGGGCCGCGGCCCGGCCCCGCUCGCCGCCCCGGCGCCCGCCCGCCCGCCGCCGACUGCGCCGAGUACGGGUUCCGCAAGGAGCGCGCCGCGCUCGAGCAGCUCCGCGGGCACCGCAACAUCGUGACUCUGUACGGUGUGUUCACCAACCACUACUCUGCCAACGGCCCGUCUCGCUGCCUGCUGCUGGAGCUGCUGGACAUCAGUGUGUCCGAGCUGCUGCUGCACUCCAGCAACCAGGGCUGCUCCAUGUGGAUGAUCCAGCACUGCGCCCGAGACGUUCUGGAAGCCCUGGCUUUCCUGCACCACAAAGGCUACGUGCACGCAGACCUCAAGCCACGCAACAUCCUGUGGAGCGCAGAGGAGGAGUGCUUUAAGCUCAUUGACUUUGGACUUAGCUUCAAAGAGGGGAAUCAGGAUGUGAAAUAUAUUCAAACAGACGGGUAUCGGGCUCCAGAGGCAGAACUGCAGAACUGCCUGGCACAGGCAGGGCUCCAGAGUGAGACAGAAUGUACCUCUGCUGUGGAUCUGUGGAGUCUGGGAAUUGUUUUACUGGAAAUGUUCUCAGGAAUGAAACUGAAACAUACAGUCCAAUCUCAGGAAUGGAAGACAAACAGUUCUGCCAUCAUUGAUCGUAUAUUUGCCAGUGAAGGGGUGGUUAAUUCAGCCAUUCCAGCUUAUCACCUCAGAGACCUUAUCAAAAGCAUGCUUCAUUGUGACCAAGGCAAGCGAGCCUCCGCUGAGAAGGCUUUAUGCAGCCCGUUCUUCAGCAUUCCCUUUGCUCCCCAUAUCGAAGAUUUGGUGAUGCUCCCCACGCCUGUGCUGAGGCUGCUAAAUGUUCUGAGUGAUGCUUCUCUGCAGUGCGAAGAAGAAUAUGAAGAUAUCCUGGAAGACAUAAGGGAGGAGUGUCAGAAAUAUGGACCGGUGGUUUCCUUGCUUAUUCCAAAGGAGAAUCCUGGUAAAGGCCAAGUCUUUGUUGAAUAUGCAAAUGCUGGUGAUUCCAAAGCUGCCCAAAAAAUGCUGACUGGAAAGAUUUUUGAUGGCAAGUUUGUUGUGGCUACGUUUUACCCACUGAGUGCCUAUAAGAGAGGAUAUCUGUACCAAAACUUGCUGUAGGCAGUAGCAACAAUCAGGAGAGUUGUCUUGCUCCUCUUCCUCACAUGUUUUAAAGUUGAAUGUGCAAAAGAUCUUCCUAGCCCUGCUUUCGAGUCAUCUGUGAAGGAGAGAUGCGAAGGACUUGAAUGGGCUUUGAAACCUUUACUGCUGCUUUGUGAUGUGCCGAGGAGGCCGGGAUGGCUUUCAGCGUGUGCCUGUGUGUGUGUUGUGCUUGCUCAUGUGCAGGGGGUGUGUGGCUCUGCCCUGGUGGGCGCUCGCAUGGCAGGAGCGGUGACGGUGGGAGCCCGGCAGGCCGAGCAGACCUUGGCAACCUCUCUUCAGCGAUUUGCAGUGAGACCAAAGUCUUGGCCUUAGCACUGGACUUGGCUCUAGGGAGAGAGUUUCUCUGUUAAGCUUUCCUAUAACUCCAGUGCUGGGGAGGAAGAAGAGGAGGAAGGCUUCCCCGCUUUUUGUUGACACCUAUAAUAAAUAAAGAAGCAAAACCAGCAUCCUCUCUAAAGCAGACCAGGAGGACUUUUGAGUCUUCUCAUCACGUAGAGCAGAGGGAGGCUGUGAAAUCGGAUCUGCUGAGCCUAUGGGGUUGCCCUGUCACCGUGAGCCAAGCAGAGUCAUCCAACUGACCUGGCACAGACAUCUGUGCUGAGGCAAUGAGAUGUGGGUGACAAUGCCUGUGGGGAGCUGAGCUUGCUUGUAUGCCUGGGGUGGGCCGGGACUGGUGGUGGAUAGCAGGUCAGAGCAGUGGCAGCCUCAGUCCCCACACAACCUGUAAGCACUUUGUAGCCUGAGGUGAUGUGAAAACCCUGCCAUGUGGAGUCAUCUUUCUAGCACAUACCCUGUGCUGGCACUGAUGCUCCCUAGCUCUGAUGCCAAAUCAUCUGUAAUACAUAAGCAUCUUUAGGUGAUGUUUUUGGAAAGGAGUGCUACAGCACGCAGUAUUCUUUGUGUCUCAGCAGGACUCCUGCCCUUCCAGUCUUAUAAGAACAAAUAUUUGUCUGUUGUAGGUCCCAUGCUUGGCUUUUCUGUGAUGUGCGUUUUGGUUUUGCAUUAACCCAUUAGACUUGUAGAUUAGAAGCACUGACACUUUUGGUCCUUCAUAGGUUACACAAAGGGCCUGAGGCAAUCUGAGAUCCUGUAUGGAAAGGGCUUAAUCAGUCAUCAGACUUGACUGGCCAGGAGAAGGUCUUUCCCACUGUCAGGGACAACAGCCAUGUGCUUUUGGGGAAAAAGCACUGGGCCAGCAGCACCGCUGCUCCCCCCAGAGCACACUUUGGUCAUGUGGCUGCAGUGCUCAGGCAGACACUGCACAGCUGCUGGUGUGGGGUUGGCAGUGACUUGUUUCCCAGGGGUGUCCAAACCUGUAACCCAGCAGAGCCUUUCCCUGCAGGGUAGGCACUUUGCUCCUGAUGAGCACAGGGUGAAACAGCCCUGCUUAGAGGGUGACCAGCUUGUGGCUGGUGGUGGCUUGUGACCCUGGUACCAGUUUUAGUGAGGAGGAGAGCCCUCCUGAAUUCUUUUCUCCAGCUGAAAUACUUGUGGGCAGCUGCCUGAACCAUCCUUGACCUUCCCUGGAAUAAUACCUGAAUUACCUUGCAGUUUACUGUUUGCAUCUUGCAGAUGCUGGACUUGCUGGAAUCCUGCACUUAAAAGUUCCUGUUGAUUUUUUGCCCUGUGUGUGGUGUGUCAGAAGAUCCAAUGUCUGUAGCAUUUCACAAGUCUGAGUUUCCUCUCUGUGCUGGUGUGUAGUCCUGUCUACUGUGGCCCUUCCCAAACUCCCCCUGAAAGGACCAAUCUCUGAAUUCUUCUAUUGCCUUUGAGAUGGUGGGCUUGCCAGGGAAAAAAAAAUGCCACAAUGAGUUUUAAGGUGUGAUUUGCUGAUCACAUUUUUCUGGGAAUGAUGCUAUUUUGGUGUACAUAGCUGUUAACCAGCUUUGGGGUGUGUGAUUCAUUGCUUUUAAUUUAACUGUCCUUGCAGUGAAGCACCUUUUAGUGUCGGGGAGGAACUGGAUGAUUAACUGGGUGAGGGUUUUUCCUAUGUGAAGAGCAGUGUUUAAAGUAUUGGUAGGCAUUGACUGACUGCCUCAGCUCUGUGUUGUUGCUGUCCCUGAGGGGCUGAGCCAGGGGUCAAAGCACUUUGGCCCAGACUUACACAUGUUGAAUGCCAUCGUGUCAGCAGCAUUAAGCUGGCAGGAACAAACCUGAGAGUUCCUGCCCUGCUGAGUGCCACCCACCUGGGGACACAGGGAGCUCCCCUGGGUGCUGUCACCUACAGCAGUACCAGGACAGGGAGAUGUUGAGGUGCAGGUGCAGAACUUGAAUGUGUUUUAAGUUCUCACAUGCAUUUCUCUAGGACCGUGAGCUGCUCUGUCAUCUUUCAAGCAUAUCUUUUUCAGUCAGAAUUAUGCUUUCAGGCAGAAUUUUCAACAAAAGAGCUGUGCCAGGAUUAAUCUUUAGAGAGGAGCUACAGCCUGUUCCUGCAGCAUGGUAGAGCUCCUCCACUAGAGUUUGGAUGGGGUUUUGUUCAGCUGCUUUAAUAGAACCUACAUGAAUCCUCCAGAUGCAAACUUCUGCUAUCAGGUCUUUUUCUCUUGAUGUUCAUUGACCAGGCUUGAGCACUGAGCUGGGCAAAAAACCCAGAGCUGCUUUUCAUUUUCCUUCUGGCGAGAGCUGAAGAUGCUGAUCUCUGUCCUGUCACUGGAUCCACCCCUCUGCAGGCUGUGGGGUACAGGGAGAUUUCGAUGCAUUUUAUUGUUAUUCCUCACCCUCUGCCUUCAAAGACUUUCUCCCAAGAUGAGGCUUACUCUGGUGUCUCAGCAACCUAGUGGUGGCUUGGUUAAAACCUGUGAGUUUCUUAACUCUAGAUUGUAUCUCAAGUGUGAGUGGUGAUUCAGUCCAAGGUGUCUGUCGUGGCAUGUGCCUGGAUGGGUCUGGCUUUCCUUGUCUCUAGAUUACUGCCUGCUUGAGGUGCAGAAGUGUUGAGGCUUUCCACUCAGAUGCUUGCUGGGUUUCCUGGUCUGUGCUGCUCCCUCUCACUAGCCCUUGGUGUAGCACCGACCUAUGUAGUCCUACCUUAGUCGUAGGGUAACUGGUGUUUAAGUCACUGGCCAAAGCACAAGUCAGCUCUGAUUUCAGCUGUAUUCCUAAUUUUAUUCUCACUGGUCUUCAGCCUCCUAACAACAUAGCCUAACAACAGGCACCAUGUUGCACCCGGGUUGUCUUUCCAGAGGGUUCAGUACACUUCCUCCUGCUGUGCCGGAUCCUGUAACCACGUGCCUCCCUUCGGGUUAGAUGUCAACUGUUGUAUCUCAUCAUGCACCCUUGCUGAGCAGAUGUGUGCUUGAUACAGGUGAUUAAUAAACGAUGCUUCAGUAGAAA